CCGCAUGGAGGACAACGGCUGGUAGAUGUCCAAAUCGUAGGUCCUGAGUACUGUACUUGCAUCAAUACCAAAGGUCUAUCAGCGUCGACAGGAUGGACGCAUUGCAACGCCUACUCGGAAGAUCUCCCGCACGACGUUUACCGCCGCCGAUUGAGAGCGACGAUGUCUACCCCGUUCAUAUGCUAGACGACACCAAGACGCUUCGGAGCAUCGUCGUCACAUGGACGCUGUGCUUCAACGACGUGCUGGAUGCGCACAAUCUCUACGCUUCGCUGUCAAGACUGCUAGAGAUUGGAGACUGGAGGAAGGUCGGCGGUCGGUUGAGGUUAAAAGAAAAUGGAGAGUUGGAGAUCCAUGUCCCACGGCCCUUCACAGCGGAACGUCCUGCCGUGUCCUAUACUCACCAAUCCCUAGCCAUGGAUAUCGAAGACCAUCCGCUGGCAAAGACCCUCCCUAAAGCCACUGAGGCCCCGUCUAUCCAGUCUGGGCCCCAGGCCUUUCGAACCUUUGCGGCUCGGGAAAAUGCACCAGAGACGCUCGAGGACUUUGUCUACACAGACGCGCCUCAGCUGUCGCUCUACAUCACUUCGUUUAAUAACGCGACGCUCGUGGCGCUCUCAUGGCCACACACACUCAUGGAUGUCAUGGGCCAGCAGGCCCUCCUGCAUGGGUGGUCUCUGGUGCUAGCUGGGCGGGAGUCGGAAGUGCCGCCUAUACUCGGUGCGCGAGAGGACGCGAUCUGUGUAGCCGCAGAUGCGCCUGUGGAGAAAGAGGAGGAGUACAGCCUGGGGCAGAAGCGGCUGAAGGGAUGGGCCAUGGCUAUGUUCGGGCUACGAUUUGCCGGGGAUCUGCUGUGGAACCGGGUUGUCGAGACGCGCACCAUCUUCUUGCCAAAGAAGGUAGUGGCCGAGUUGCAACGCCAGGCGCAGGGCGACCUAGCCGUUCAGGACCAUGGGGCGGAGAAGCCUUUUAUCAGUGAGGGCGACGUGCUGACCGCGUGGACACUGCGCGCGGUAGUUUCCUCCCUACCGCAGCCGCGGCCAGUGGCGGCGCUUCAUGCGCUCAACGCGCGAUUUCGACUCUCGUCGCUAGUCCAGGCUUCCGGUGUUUACGUCCAGAACAUGGCGGUGGCAGCCUUCACCUUCGUAUCUCCCGAGGUCGCGACAGGACCUCUAGGGCCUAUUGCUCUAGAGAACCGGCGUCAUCUGAUGGAGCAAUCGACGGAGUCUCAAGUGCUGGCCUACCUACGCGAGCUACGACGGGAACAAAAGUCUAGCCGCGACUCGGCCUCAAUGUUGUACUGCGAGUCCAACGCCCUGCUGAUGCCCUUUACCAAUUGGACCCGGGCCGACUUCUUCAAGACGGCCGAUUUCAGCCCCGCACUUGUGCGUGCCGGCGAGACGGGAGAGUUGAGGAGCAACCCGCCCGGCACCAUGGUGUUCCACCACGCGCAAUCGAUGCGACAGAGCCCAACGGUCAGGAAUGUGAUCGUGGUGCUAGGCAAAGACCACGACGAUAACUAUUGGCUAACCGGGACUCUACUGCCCCCAGCGUGGGCCAAGAUCGAAGAGGGCCUAAAAAGGAUGUGAGAAUAACGUUCAUAAGGCGAAGACGGGGACAUACGAUGAUAGACAGUAGAUGUCCGCUAGAGUAAAUUGUUAAUAUUCAUUUAAUAAGACGGAUACGGAAGAUUCUCCUAGAUAUGGCGACUUAUAGUACUUAGAAGAAAGCUUAGCCUUAAGCUAAUAACUGUAACUAUAGACCUUAAUCCAG
Molecule: messenger RNA, 1773 nt
Organism: Trematosphaeria pertusa
Lineage: Eukaryota; Fungi; Ascomycota; Dothideomycetes; Pleosporales; Trematosphaeriaceae
Exons: 2
Coding region: 93-1589 (498 amino acids)
Source: RefSeq, a predicted model, not a curated record